AUGUCGCUACCGCAGCAUGUCAACGCCCUCCUGCGCUUCCUGACUCAGGACGCCAAGGUACCCCUAGCGCAGGCCAUGGGCAAAAUCAAGCCUCUCCAAGCGGCCAAGCUCAACACGGCCCUGGAUCUGGCAAAGGCCGACUUUGAAACACUCGAGCAAAUCUUUGGCGACGAAAAAGCCGCGCGACAAUGUCUCAACGCCGCAAAGCGAGUGUCCAAGAAACGCGGCGCAGACGACGAGGCCGCGCCGCUACCAGCAAAGAAGACGAGGCCGAUACAUGGCCAGCCACUCAACGGCGCACAGCUCGAAGCCUCGCUUGCACUGCCGGAACCAGACAUGGACGAAAAGGUGCUGAGGGCGACUGUGCUCUAUACCAACCGCGCCCCUCUCGUCCUUGCUUUCGCCGUCACGCUCAUCAAAUACACGAUGCCUGAACAGCCCGUGUCCAGCAGGCUGAGCCUAGCGCAGGCCGUCACAUCGAUGAACAGCAAGGCCAAGGCGGUUCAUAUUGGGCUGGAUAAAGGGCAGCCUGCAGAGGAACAAGGGUGGGGUGAGGGGCAACCGCUUGUUCGUAUCAUGACACGCGACGUGCGGGUUAUGAAGCGGUGGGGCUACGAAUGGGAAGAAGAGACUGUCCAGACGCCCGCGUCUUCGCCUGAUACAGUGGUGGAUGAAAAGGCAAAGGCACCUGCGCUGUGGGGCGUGGACCUCGAAGCGCUCAAAAAGGCGAAUCAGCCUGGUGCAUCGGGGCUCUCCAGAGGACAAAACAAUAUGCCCAUCUACACUGCACAGAGCGCCAGGGCAUAUCUGCUCAAGGCAUUUGACACGCCAGAGGAUGAGGUUGAGCAAGACAUCAAACACGCAAAAAAGCCGGCUGUCCUAGCAGCCCAAAAGCAACGCAAUCUCGGGUUACUGCUGGGCGCACUGGAGCUUCUUUUCCAGUCGUGGGCGCAGAUACUCAGCAAGGAUGAUGUCGACAAACGGGCUUGGGCAUGGUACGUCCGUGUUCGUCCCGACGUGGCUCAAGGAGCGGCAGGCUGGGGAGGCAAAGGCAAGGUAAGGUUGGCAGACAUUCUGGACCUGCAGAGGCCAGCAGAGCAAGUGCCUUGA
This is a messenger RNA of Exserohilum turcica Et28A, 1110 nucleotides long. RefSeq lists its product as uncharacterized. Lineage: Eukaryota; Fungi; Ascomycota; Dothideomycetes; Pleosporales; Pleosporaceae. The coding region runs from base 1 to 1110 and encodes 369 amino acids. The record is from RefSeq and is a predicted model, not a curated record. The transcript is spliced from 2 exons.